AUGUCUCUACGCUCUAUCGGCACAUCCGCAGCACCUGCAGCAGCAGCAGCAGCAGCAGCAGCAGCAACAGCUGCUGCUGCUGCAGCUGCUGCUGCUACUGAUGACACGGAGGCAGGCACUAAAGUACAACCAGCAGCAGCAGCAGCAGCAGCAGCAGCAGCAGCAGCAGCAGCAAACGAUGAUGGAAGCCCGCGGAGCGUGUUGUAUAUGAGCAGCAGCAACUUUAGCCGCAACAGCAGCAACAGCAGCAGCAGCAGCAGCAGCAGAAGCUGCUGCAGCAGCAACAGCAACAUCAGCUCCCCCAGGAUGUAUAGUCCCAGCAGCAACAGCAGCAACAGCAGCAGGAGCAGCAAACGACAGGAGAACCGCUGCAUCUGCAGCAGCAGCAGCAGCAGCAGCAGCAGAGCAGCGCACCCCGUCAGCAGCAGCAGCAGCAGCAGCAAGAACAACAACAGCAGCAACAGCAGCAGCAACAACCCUACAGGCGGCCGCUGCAGCAGCAGAAGCAGCAGCACAUCUGAGUAUGAAGGCAGCGGCAGCUUUGGGGAAGUGCAGCAGCAGCAGCAGCAGCAACAGCAGCAGCAGCAGCAGCGGCUGCUGCUGGCAAUCGAUGAAGCAGAGAGACUCGCGAGCGUCACCCUAGAGGCACAGCAGCAGCAGCAGCAGCAGCAGCAGCAGCAGCAGCAGCAGCAGCAGCAGCAGCAGAUUUGGCUGCAGCAGCAGCAGCAACAGCAGCAGCAGCAGCAGCGGCUGCUGCUGGCAAUCGAUGAAGCAGAGAGACUUGCAAGCGUCACCCUAGAGGCGCAGCAGCAGCAGCAGCAGCAGCAGCAGCAGCAGCAGCAGCAGCAGCAGCAGCAGAUAUGGCUUCCUGAGCUGCGGCCGCAGUGGAGCGUUGAGGCUCAUCUACGAUCUAUAAGAGACUUUAAAGGGUUUCCUGGGGUGUAUAAGGACGUAUAA
This is a messenger RNA of Eimeria mitis, 957 nucleotides long. RefSeq lists its product as uncharacterized. The transcript is spliced from 3 exons. NCBI's taxonomy places the organism in Eukaryota, Apicomplexa, Conoidasida, Eucoccidiorida, Eimeriidae. Gene Ontology annotation, molecular function: ice binding. The record is from RefSeq and is a predicted model, not a curated record. The coding region runs from base 1 to 957 and encodes 318 amino acids.